AACAAGGUGAAAAUUCUGGUCUGGCACCUCGGUUAUGACUUAUGAGUUAUGACCCUGGAAUUAAAAUUAAAGAAUUAAAGACUCAAAGCUUCUGCAACUUUUUCAAGUGUUUCAUCAGCUCCUUUAACUCUCUUUUGCCUACACAUCCUUUGAGAAAAUGAUCCGUUUCAUAUUGCUUCAAAACAGGCAAGGUAAGACUCGUUUGGCUAAGUAUUACAUACCUCUCGAGGAAUCCGAGAAACACAAAGUUGAAUACGAGGUUCAUCGGUUGGUGGUGAAUAGAGAUCCCAAAUUCACCAACUUUGUUGAGUUCCGAACCCACAAGGUAAUAUACAGAAGAUACGCAGGAUUAUUUUUCUCUCUUUGUGUUGAUAUCACGGAUAACGAGUUGGCUUAUUUGGAGUCCAUCCACUUGUUUGUGGAGAUUUUGGAUCACUUUUUCAGCAAUGUCUGUGAGCUGGAUUUGGUUUUCAAUUUCCACAAGGUAUAUCUGAUAUUAGAUGAGUUUAUCCUUGCUGGGGAGCUCCAGGAAACAAGCAAGAGGGCAAUUAUUGAGAGAAUGGGAGAAUUGGAAAAGCAGGAGUGAAGAUUUUCGUGCUUGCUCGAGAUAGACACCUUCCUUUGCCUUCAUAGUUUGCACUUCUCUUCUGGCUGGCUGUAUUUACUGCAUUGGAAAUUCUGUAUCCUGUUGAUACCUUAUGUUGCUGUGCCUCAUUUAUUUAUAUACAUGAUUUGUUCGUUCAUACAUUUAAAGGUAGUUUGCUUUUGCAAAAGAACUUCUCAAGCGAUUUCAUUGUUCUCCAUGUACCAAUUUUUUACUAAGAAACAUUAUAUUGGUUAA
Molecule: messenger RNA, 841 nt
Organism: Lycium barbarum (goji berry)
Lineage: Eukaryota; Viridiplantae; Streptophyta; Magnoliopsida; Solanales; Solanaceae
Product: AP-2 complex subunit sigma
Exons: 6
Coding region: 158-586 (142 amino acids)
Biological process (GO): protein transport; clathrin-dependent endocytosis
Cellular component (GO): intracellular membrane-bounded organelle; AP-2 adaptor complex
Molecular function (GO): clathrin-cargo adaptor activity
Source: RefSeq, a predicted model, not a curated record